GGCCGCACAGCCGCGGGCCGAGCGAGUCGAUGAGUCGGUGCGGGAGCUGGGCGCGAGCGCACGGCGUCUGAGGUCUGGCGUGUCGCCCUCUUCCGAGUCCAGGCUGGCAGCGGUCGCUGUGGGGAGGCAGGCGGGACGCCCUCAAAGAUGCUGUAUCUGCUGCUCCUUUGUGAAUGUCUUUUGCUGAUAACUGGUCAUGCUCAUGAAGAUGACUGGAUUGACCCCACAGAUAUGCUUAAUUAUGAUGCUGCUUCAGGAACCAUGAGGAAGUCUCAGAUGAAAUAUGGUACAUCCGAGAAAAAGGAAGUGAUUCCUGACUUGUCGAAUGCCGAGGAGUUAUCAGACUGUUUGCACAGACUGGAUUCUUUAACUCACAAGGUGGAUGACUGUGAGAAGAAGAAAAUGAAAGAUUAUGAAAGUCAAAGCAAUCCUGUGUUUAGGAGAUACCUAAAUAAGAUUUUAAUUGAAGCUGGCAAGCUUGGACUUCCUGAUGAAAACAAAGUUGAUGUGCAUUAUGAUGCUGAGAUUCUCCUUACAAGACAAACACUGUUGGAGAUACAGAAGUUCCUCAGUGGAGAGGAGUGGAAGCCAGGAGCCUUGGAUGACGCCUUAAGUGAUAUUUUAAUCAAUUUUAAGUGUCAUGAUUCAGAAGCAUGGAAGUGGCGAUUUGAAGACUCUUUUGGAGUGGAUGCAUAUAAUGCGUUUAUGGUGCUCUUGUGUCUGCUCUGCAUUGUGCUGUUGGUGGCUACAGAACUAUGGACACAUAUUCGCUGGUACACACAGUUGAGACGCAUUUGUAUUAUCAUUUUUCUCUUCAGUGUGGGAUGGAAUUGGGUGUAUCUAUAUAAGGUAGCUUUUGCUGAGCAUCAGGCUAACGUCGCCAAGAUGGCACCAUUGGACAAUGUGUGUGCUAAGAAGAUGGACUGGACUGGAAGUCUCUGGGAAUGGUUUAGAAGUUCAUGGACCUAUAAGGAUGACGCGUGCCAAAAGUACUAUGAGCUCUUACUAAUCAACCCUAUUUUGUUGGUUCCGCCAACAAAGGCUCUGGCAGUUACAUUCACUAACUUCGUAACAGAACCAUUAAAGCACAUUGGAAAAGGAACUGGUGAAUUCAUUAAAGCACUCAUGAAGGAGAUUCCAGUGUUACUGCAGAUUCCAGUGCUGGUGAUUAUGGCAUUGGCCGUCCUGAGCUUCUGCUACGGUGCUGGAAAGUCAGUUCCUAUGCUGAGACACUUGGGUGGUCCUGAAAGAGAACCUCCCCAGGCACUUGAGCCAGCCGACAGGCUACAGAAGAAGCAACUUGACUAUAGACUCCAUGGUGGAGCAGGUGAUGCAGAUUUCUGUUACAGGGGCCACGCUGGCUCCAUCGAGCAAGGCCCUUAUGACACGAUGCAUGCGUGUAACAGAGAUGGUUUGAGACAGAGACACGCUGAUAUGAGAAUUCGCACUGGCAACAAGAGCCCUGAAGUGCUCCGGGCAUACGAUUUACCUGACACGGAGGCUCAAGAGCAUCCAGAAGGGGUACCCAGACAUAAACCAUCCAUUGUGAAUACAAACCUCAAAGAGAUUGGUGGACUCCCAGGAGAAAGCACCCCAACAGAACACAGCCAGUCUGCCAAGACUGUCUCUGGCCAAGGUGCAGGGACUGCAGAAGUCUCACCCACAGCGGAGAAGGCCCCGAUGAUGCUAGAUUCUGCGUGCAGCCCACAGGGAGGUGCCACACACAGCCCAGAAACUGCAACAUGUGUGACUGACCUUGUCAGCAGCCCAUGUGGCUAAGGAACAUGAAGUCAUCUUUGAAGUCUGUAAAGUAUUAACUCUUCAUUCUUCCCUAAAAAUAUGUUGGUAUUUACUACAAAGCUGCCAACUUUAAUAUUACAGACCAUCAGUAUCUCUUAACCUAUUAAGAUGUCUCAUAAUUUUAGAACAGGGUUUUGUAUGUUUUCAGAUGAAUGCUAUGGCAAAUAUAAUUAAUAAGUAAUUAAAGUUGAACUGGCAUUUAGAAGAAGCAACUAAUCAGAGUGUAUGUUAGCUGGUGGAGGGUCCUGUGAAACCUAGUUAACAGAAUAAUUGGUUUGAUUUCGUCAGUGUUUGCAUUGCAAAGGGUGUUUAAUGCAGGCUGGCAGCUGCUGCAGCCCCAGAGUACAUGUGACCGUGUCAAUCCCAUUAUGUAGAACAAUGUGACUCUGGUUACUAGGCCUGCUUGUCAUACAUUUUACAUUAGGUCUCACUAAGACAAACCUGAGGAUGGCCUGGUGCUAUCAGUCUUUCUCAGUUUCUCACUUCAUCAUUGAGAAUGGCUUUAUUCUCCACCAUGAAGUGCUGCUUUUAUAAAGACCCAGUUUCCAUGUUGAGAACCUAGCAAUUGAUGCUAUUCAGUUUUUAUUAUGGAAAACCAUCUUGUCUGGGCUAAAUGCAAUUCUAGUUUUCGAAGAGCUUACAUAGGAAAUAAGAUGUAUUAACUGUGGGCAGAUAUAUUGUCAAUCAACAUUUUGUGAUUUUAAAAUACAUUCUCCAUUUUAAACCUUUUAAAAAAGCAAUUUCUGUAUUUUGUACAAGUCCCUAGUUAGCAGUCUUUCUUUGAACUCAGGUGUCCUUUGUCGUAACCACAUCCACACUGCACAUUUUAUUCAGCUGCUUUCCUAACAUCGACGUCACUCAGGAAUUAAGGCUUGAAAUGAUCAGGCAGGCUAUUUCAGCAAGGAUAUUCAGAACAACUGACUUUGAUUUCUUUACAGAAAUGUAUGCUAUUCCAUUUUUUAUACUUAGCAGUUAUCUUUGUCAUUCACCCUGACUGGGAAAUACACUCCCAAGGUGGGACGUGUAUUGGAGCUCUGGAAUUCUGAGGAGAGAGAACUCCUGUAACAGAUGUUCCUGAAAGGAAGGGAAGGGCACUGCUGUUGCUUUUAAUCCAGAAACAAACACUUCUAAAAACAUUUACAGUCUCAUCUUUGUACUUCUCAUUGCAGAUAACUGUUUGGGAGUGGACUCUAUCUGGACAGUCAGCAAAGCAACAUGCUGUUGUCGAAAGAUUACAGUCAUUCAGGGAAGACUUGACUAAAACAAGUGAACAUAUCAAGGCCAGCUUGUUUCAGUUGACUAGCAAGUGUUUGUCAUGGAGACUAAAGCAUAUUGUAACUGCCUGUUAAGAAAGUAACAACAGGGUAGGUAGCUGUUAAAAGCACCUUUUAAAAUGGAAUAAUGUUGAAUGCUUACAGGGUCUUAAUAGGCACUGUAAACACAAAAUAAACACUUAUUUUUACAUUA
Alexandromys fortis (reed vole) is the source of this 3267-nucleotide messenger RNA. RefSeq names its product chloride channel CLIC like 1 (gene Clcc1). Gene Ontology annotation, cellular component: endoplasmic reticulum; membrane. Gene Ontology annotation, molecular function: chloride channel activity. NCBI's taxonomy places the organism in Eukaryota, Metazoa, Chordata, Mammalia, Rodentia, Cricetidae. Bases 148 to 1779 code for a protein of 543 amino acids. The record is from RefSeq and is a predicted model, not a curated record. The transcript is spliced from 11 exons.